UUUUUUUGUUGAGUGUAUGGUAAAGUGAAAUGGCAUUUGUUGAAUUUUAAAAGCACGUAGCUUUACCUGAGCGCAGAGCAACAAAUCAGACAGCGGGCCAAACAUUUCAUUCAGCUUGCAAAUAAUAAAAUACCGCAACAACAAUCUGGAGAAAAUAUUUGAUAAACAGGGAAGACAGCAAUUCAUCAAGAGCAAAGCAAAACAAUAACUUUAAUCAACAGAAAUCACAAGGCCAAUGAGCCAGUGACAUAGCAUGGCUGAAGCAAACAACACGCAACAGGCGAUGGUCAGCAGCAGUGAACAAUUUAAUGGUCGGCACUCGGCAUCACCAGCACGUACUAUAGACUCACAUGACUCGACAACGGGCAGCAUGGAUACGAUUGUGGAUCGCAGUCUAAAUCGAAAUAAUCUGUUGCAAGUGACCAAUACCAUUGAGCAAAACACCAAUGCGACCAAUGACGACAGUAGCUUGACUAACUCACAAAUAGCGAUUCUACGAAGGGAUUCUCAGCAGGGUCAGCAGAAGCAGGAGCAAGUGGAACAGGAUGAACGUCAGCAUGUUGAUGCUCAGAGCCAUAUAUACUCCAGUCCUGUCUACGAUGAGAAACCUUCGCCUCCAUUGAUGCUAACGGCUGCUACAUUGCUGGCCAAUGCGCUAAAUGAUAAGGAUGAUCAAACAAAGAAGUCAAAGCUCAUAAGCCACGAAGAGUUUAAGCACCAACUGGAAGAGGCAUCGAUCCCACGUACCCCGGUCAAGAGUGUUAACAAUACCAUCGAUUCUCGCAUCAGCAAAAAGCAACGCUGUCCACCGGAAUUUAUCAAGUAUAAGGGCAGCAGUGGCAAUGGUACCAGUGAUAAUGAAGCCAAUGGCUCCACAUUAUCAGCCAAGGCGCGGCACAAGCAUCGGGCCAGCAAUGAAUGCUGCUCCGCAUUUCCAUUGCAAAUCAUGUUAGGUACUUUGCAACUGGUUUUGGCCAUUUCAUUGAUGGCGCUCGGCUCCCUGUUAAUAGUGCGCGACACGGCCUUGUCAAUGGCCGGUAUUUGGACAGGUUUGAUUGCAGCCAUCACCGGUUCGUUGGGCGUGGUCAGCAUGCGCAAAACCCAGACGGCCUUUCUUGCGCUCAGUUUGGUAUGCAUUGCCAGCAGUACGUUGGCGCUGGCCAUUUCUGGUGUGGGCCUGUCGCGUGACCUCAAUCGCAUGGCCGAACAAAAGAGUGAACAGUUUGACCUGAUGAAUGCCCAUAGCGAGGUUCCAGCUGCUUGCGGACUAAUAUUUGUCAUAUUUUUACACUUUCUGAUCAGCAUUGUUUCGGUUUAUCGCUGCGCUCUGCAGAUUUGCACAAAAUCACAACCUAAUGAGCUACGCGAUGUCAUAAAGUCAAGCGAAUCGUCAAUAGCAUUGGAUCAACAAAAGGCGGACCAGUACAUUAAAGCAACGUCUUUAAAUGUCAAUGAAAAGGUUAGCCUACAGGUAAUAGAAAAAUUCUUCAGCUGUGAAUGGUUCUCUUAUCAUUCUGUUCAGGUAAACAACAAGAAACUGGCAGCCUUGUGGAUGUAUGCCACACACAUCGGCACGUUCCCACUUCCACAGAAAUCAGGGCGUAAGCUUACGCCCGCUUCACGUUCCAUUAUGCUCAUACCAGCUACAGUUACCGGCAAUGUGAUACAACCACGCAUGCCUCCCAGCCUUGGGGCUAGCAUGCUGCAGCCGGCUCACCCACCACACUAUAGAGGCAUGACACUACCCCACCUGAGACCGCCUGUACUCUAUGCCCAUCCGGUUAGUUUAACGGACACCUAUCGCGCCAAUAAGAGCACCAAGCUGACAGAGUUCAAUGAGCAACGACGACGUGGUCGUGCUGUUGACAACUCCGAGACAGAUGUGUUGAGUGGUGCUCAGAACUUUCAAUAUACUGGCAUGGAUCGCGCGAUAGCUGACAGUUUCCUGGAACGCCAGGAGCAAUCGCAAUUCAACAGCCACAUUGACUACUCCUCAUCCUCGUCCUCAAUGCACAGCGAUGUCUACAGACAGAAGGCAGCUGCCCGCUCCCAUACUUCAAGCAAAGCCAAAAUUGUAUGCCGCGAUGUGAUGAUUUAGGUCCACCUGUGGACCGAGUGGUCCCAAAUUAUUUUCAGUAACUUUUAUAAAUAGCUUCUUCGAGGAACCGCCAAGAAACCAA
Molecule: messenger RNA, 2180 nt
Organism: Drosophila mojavensis
Lineage: Eukaryota; Metazoa; Arthropoda; Insecta; Diptera; Drosophilidae
Exons: 5
Coding region: 254-2098 (614 amino acids)
Cellular component (GO): membrane
Source: RefSeq, a predicted model, not a curated record